CCCCCAGCCUCUGGCCAGGGCCUGAGCCUGCGGAGCCGCCCCCUCAAGUGCCGCCGCCGCCGCCUCUGAGGGAACGGCCCCCGUCCCGCCCGCGGGGGGCGGCCCGCGCCGCGGCCCCUCCUCGGGGGAGGCCGGCUGCAUGGGCAGGUUCUGCGGGGCACCGCUGUCGCCGGCCUCGCCGCUCCUGGGCACCAGUUUAGAUUACCUCUGAUUCGAUCCCCUGGAAUCUGCAAAAGGAAAGUCUGCCAGCCUCUGUGGAUAGCUUUGCAGUGUAACAGGAGUGGAGCUCCCGAGCAGAACUGCUGAGAGAUGCGUGAAGGAGCGUAGGCAGAGCUGAGCACGUCGGUAUCUCUGCCUCCAGCCUGGUCACAGUUUGUGUGGGGGGGUGAAUACCCUCUCGGCACCUGGAGAUGAUGUCGGUUGAAGGGUCUACGAUAACAAGUCGGAUCAAAAACCUCCUUCGCUCUCCUUCCAUUAAGCUGAGGAGAAGCAAGCCUGGGAACAAGCGAGAGGACAUAGGCAGCAGGGUGACCUUGGAGAAGGUGUUGGGGAUAACUGUCUCAGGAGGCAGAGGAUUAGCCUGCGACCCCAGAACCGGCCUCGUCGCGUACCCGGCAGGGUGUGUUGUGGUGUUGUUCAACCCAAGGAAGAACAAGCAACACCAUAUUCUGAACAGUUCCAGGAAAACAAUUACAGCACUUGCUUUCUCUCCAGAUGGAAAAUAUUUGGUUACAGGAGAGAGCGGGCACAUGCCGGCAGUGCGGGUGUGGGACGUGGCCGAGAGGACGCAGGUGGCUGAGCUGCAGGAGCACAAGUACGGCGUGGCCUGCGUGGGCUUCUCCCCCAGCUCCAAGUACAUUGUCUCAGUGGGGUACCAGCAUGACAUGAUUGUCAACGUGUGGUCAUGGAAGAAAAACAUUGUAGUGGCAGCCAACAAAGUCUCCAGUAAGGUGACAGCCGUGUCGUUCUCAGAGGACUGCAGUUACUUUGUCACUGCUGGAAAUCGACACAUCAAGUUCUGGUACCUGGAUGACAGCAAAACCUCGAAGGUCAAUGCCACAGUCCCCUUGCUGGGUCGCUCGGGGCUGCUUGGAGAACUGAGGAACAACUUCUUUGCAGAUGUGGCUUGUGGAAGGGGCAAAAAAGCUGACAGCACCUUUUGUAUCACCUCCUCAGGCCUGCUGUGUGAAUUCAAUGAGAAAAGGCUGCUGGACAAGUGGGUGGAGCUGAGGACCACUGUGGCAAACUGCAUCUCUGUGAACCACGACUACAUCUUCUGUGGCUGCGCUGAUGGCACCGUGCGCAUUUUUAACCCUCUGAACCUUCACUUUGUCACCACCCUGCCGAAGCCACACUUCCUGGGGACGGACAUCGCCAGCGUGACCGACGCCAGUCGUCUUUUCUCUGGUGUGGCUGAUGCAAAGUAUCCAGACACCAUUGCCUUGACCUUUGACCCCACCAACCAGUGGCUUUCCUGUGUCUACAAUGACCACAGUCUGUACGUGUGGGACAUCAAAGACCCAAAGAAAGUGGGCAAGGUGUACUCUGCUUUGUACCACUCUUCCUGCGUGUGGAACAUCGAGAUGUAUCCAGAGGUGAAGGAUAACAAUGAGCCAUGCCUGCCCCCUGGCUCCUUCAUCACCUGCUCCUCUGACAACACCAUUCGGCUGUGGAACACCGAGAGCUCCAACAUUCACGGCACAGCCCUGCACCGCAACAUCCUCAGCAACGACUUGAUGAAGAUCAUCUAUGUAGAUGCCAACACUCAGGUGCUUGUAGACACUGAUUACAACUCAGCAGGAAGUGCAGAAAAAGCUGAUGCACAAGUGAUGGAUCCGAAGGUGGGGAUACGGACCGUCUGCGUGAGCCCCAGCGGGGAGCACCUGGCCUCGGGGGACAGGAUCGGCACUCUCAGGAUAUAUGAGUUGCAAUCUCUGAGGGAAAUGCUGAAGGUGGAAGCCCAUGACUCUGAGAUCCUAUGUCUGGAGUACUCCAAACCUGACACGGGCUUAAAGCUCUUGGCCUCGGCCGGUCGGGAUAGAUUGAUUCACGUCCUGGAUGCUGGAAAGGAUUACAGCCUGCAGCAGACCCUGGAUGAACAUUCUUCUUCUGUCACUGCUGUGAAGUUUGCAGCCAAUGAUGGGAAGGUGAGGAUGAUCAGCUGUGGGGCAGACAAGAGCAUCUAUUUCCGCACGGCGCAGAAGACAGGAGAAGGGGUUCAGUUCACUCGAACACAUCACAUUGUUAGGAAGACCACUCUGUAUGACAUGGACGUGGAUCCCAGCUGGAAAUACGCAGCUAUGGGGUGUCAGGAUCGGAACAUCAGGGUUUUCAACAUAAGCAGUGGGAAGCAGAAAAAGCUUUACAAGGGAUCCCAAGGGGAAGAUGGCACCCUCAUCAAAGUCCAAAUGGAUCCCUCUGGUCUUUAUAUUGCAACCAGUUGUUCUGACAAGAACCUCUCCAUCUUUGAUUUCUAUUCAGGGGAGUGUGUUGCAACCAUGUAUGGGCAUUCAGAGAUUGUAACUGGGAUGAAAUUCAGUAACGACUGCAAACAUCUGAUCUCUGUUUCUGGUGACAGCUGUAUCUUCAUCUGGCGCCUGAGCUCGGAGAUGACCAUCAACAUGCGGCAGCGGCUGUCUGACAUGAAGCAGAGAGGGAAGCAGGCAGAAAAGUCUCCUCCACACAAAACUGCAGGACUCAUGAGGCACGAGUCCAUCUCUGUCCUGUCCUCUGUGCCUGCCCUCUCGUCAGACAGCGACAAGGAUGGUGAAGAUGAAGGGAAUGACGAAGAUGAGUUUCGUGGGCUGCAGGCUUUCCAUAUUCAAUCCAGCUGCAACACUGAGAGAGACUCAGACCCAGACCUUACCCUCUCAAGAAGCCUUUCCCAUUGGGAAAUGAGGAGGGCCAAAGAGCUGGCGGCGAUGCAGCGCUCGGAGGCUCCCGUCAGCGCCCAGAUGCCCCGGCAGCGCGGGCGCUGGUCCCAGCCCAGCAGCAGCAUCGAGAUGACAGUGAAAUCCAUGCUGGACCUGCGCCAGCUCGAGGCUUUCUCCGUGUCCCGCUCUCCCAGUCGAGACUCGCUGUCCCAAACCAGCAACGGGGACGACAGAGAGGAGCAGCCAGAGCUUCCCGGCCACGGCAACAAAGUUGGCAGCUCAACGCCUCCCCAGGAUCAAGAGUCGUGUGUGCGACCCCAAGUGAUCCAGCUCAUGCUUUGCGAGGAGGGGAUUUUCUCUCAGGAUCUGGAGCCUUCUGAGAGCGAGGAGUGUGUCAUCUACCCAGAGCAAGAUGAAAUCCAUCCCACAGACCCUAGCAGUGAGUUCCAGGUAAAAGCAUUGCCCCAUGGGAAGCUGAGCAGAGGCUAUCACAGCAAUGGAUGCCCAGACAAAAACAGCCCUGACAGUGCCUACUCUGUAGAUUACAGCAGCAGUCGUCUGUCCAGCCCAGAGCAUCCCAACGAAGAUUCUGAAAGCACUGAGCCCCUAAGUGUGGAUGGCACCUCAGACCUGGAGGGCGAGGAAGGAGAGGAGGAUAUGGGUACUAGCAUGCCAGAGGGAGAAAUCCCCCAAACACUUGACCAGGAAAAAUUUCUCAAGCAGCAUUUUGGGAGCCUGGGCAGUACUGAUGCAAAAGGUUUAGGUGGCUCCUGUAGGAAUCUGGAGAGAACUGCAAACCUCAGCAUUUCCUCUCGCUUUCUCUCCCAGUCCCCGGCUCUCAGACGGUUGUCCCUCUCUUCUUCCAAUCUGACCCUGGAUUCCAAGCCCAUCGAGCUGCCAGCCCAGCCACAGCAGUUUACACCUGACCUGAUGAGAAAUGGCAACGGCCUUGCUGGUGAGGCACUGGAGAGCAGCCAGCUGCUGGAGGGAGUGAGCUCAGCUCAGGCUGUUUACCUGCAGAAGAAGCGCAGGUCAGCGCUGGAGGGCAGCAGGGCUGGGCUGGCUGCCGGGCGCCUCCCCGCGCCCUUUGCAGACGGCCCCGCCAGUGCCGUGAUGAGAAAGGCACAGUCAGUUCACGACCUCCUUCACGAGGAUAAGGGUCCUGGAGCGAUAUCCUCUGCCAAGCAGCGUCCUGAGACUCUUUUGGUGGUGGAGAAGGAUCCAAGACCUAACAAUUGCAGGGUGUUAUCAGCCAGUAUGUUGAAGAUGGACGGAUCUGCUGCUCUGCUGGCCAAAGAUAUCAGAGCUGCAAGAUCCAAGUCCUACAUGAACCCCACCACCAGCUUCCGGGCUAAGAUGUCAAGGAGCGUGUCUGUAGGGGAAAAUCUGUACCUUGGUUACUGCCCUGAAAUGGCAGCUGAUGGGAGGACUAGCCCUCCAGUGACAGAGAAGACACAGUUUAGUUCCACAGCAGAUGUUGAGAAGAUGAAGCCACCAGUGAAAGAAAACGUUGCAGUGAAGCCAGCACUUCAACCGGUUGUAAACUGCUCGUCUCCCAAGUCCUUCCAUAGCAAGCUGGCAUCAGCAAACCGAGCACAUCUGAUUCUUGACAUUCCCAAGCCACUGCCUGAUAGACCCACGCUGGCCUCCUUCUCACCCACCACCAAAACAAAAGCCCUGCUUGAGCCACAGUCUCUGCAGUCAUCUGCUGGGGCCUGUAAAAAGAAACCCUCUCUUCCUGAGGUCCGAGCCUCCAAGAGGGAGACUCAAGCUGCUGGGUCUCUGGUUCCUGGCAGAGAGAUCCCAACAGGACUUGCUAAGGAGAGCCCAGUGGAGAGUCCAGGCUCAAGGACAGGUUGCCAGGAUGAGCUGGGGGUCGCUAACUCAAAACUGAGGGAGUUAUCAGAGGGCCAGCACCAAAGGUCUCCCGAGGGCACGCUGCCCAGGUGCAGGGAGAGGAUCACCGGCAUCGCCUGUGUGCUAGACAACCAACCUGGACUUUGCCCACUAGACCCCAUCAGGCCAAGUUCUCCUGCAUCUCUAACUGCCUCAGCACAGGCCUCAGAGUCGUGCAUCAGUGUAGAGCAGUGUGAGCACAUGGUAUCCAAGCUCCAGGACAGCAUGCGCAAAGCCAUCCACCUCUACCGCACGGUGUUAAAUGAUACAGAGUCUUCUACUGACAGAGAUAAAAUAGCAGGCCUCCUAACAGAAACAUUCUCCUCAAUGAAGAAAGAAUUGGACUCUCUGAAGGAUGAGACAGAGCUUGCAAAGGUGAAGGAGGUACCGCUGAAGUCACAGGAUACCACAAGCCCACUGAACGAGGGAUGUGGUGCCAAUCUACCAAGUCCCAAGAGCCUGGGAGAUGAGCAGACACUGGCUUUGCUGGAACAGUACUCAGAGCUGUUGCUACAAGCUGUGGAACGCCGCAUGGACAAGAAACUCUAAGGAAGGUGGUUUUCGGGUGCUUGUCAAUACCCAGAGAGGAGCACAGAGAGAGCUGCAGACUGAGGCUGUCAUCGCAGUGCUCUAGGGCUGCUGGGGACACCUUUAUCCAACUGACUUGCUCCAGUUCUUAGCAAUGUGCUGGCCACAGUUUUAAUACUUUUGGGUUUGGUUUUUUUUUUCCCUUUCAUGGUCUUCAACUUGCUGUCUCUAGACCAAGUCUUGAAAGAGGAGCUUGGAGAAAUUGCCUUGAAAUGUCUUUGUGUUCAGGGGGUCGGGAUGCCUGGCACCUAAAGAACCAGAGAAAAUCCAGCUGAUCCAAGAAAUUCUGAACUGCUGGCUAAAAGCAAAGGAGUCCCCAGGUGAAGCCAACCCCUUCCACUCCCAAGGCUUCAUGAGAAGGGAGCAGCAGACUUUUAAUGGGUUUAUUUAUUAAUUUAUUUUCCUGACUGUUGCUGUGUGUCACACUCGUGGCCACAAUCCUUGUCCUUGAAUAAAAACUCUCUAAACCUUUUGCCAUAUCCCAGCGAGAAACAAUCUCUGUAUUAUAAACCCCCAACAGGGAGACAGGCUGGAGUGUCUGUGCAAUUAAUGAACUGUUUUCUGUAUAAAUCUUGUCUUGCUCUUCUUCUCCUAUCUUAGUUUUGUUACCUGGAGUAAUCCUACUGUUGUCGUGACGACCCUCGUCUGCUUUUUCUCCUGUUUCAAGACAAGUCCUCACACUGUAUUUUAUCACCUCCAGGGGAAGGCCCUGCAACCCUUGGAGCAUGCUUUGGAGAUCACUCAAUGAAUCCAGUAGUGGUAUUUGAAAUCUGGAAUCUGACAUUCUCUUACACCUCAGACUAGGUUUUCUGCAGAUGUUUUUAACGUGGGGUUUGAAAGGUGAAUGUUUCAGCCAGGUUUCCUGGCUGGGAGCUGGAUGUUGGCUUUGAGGUUGGAAGGACUGGGAACUUUGGAGUGGUGAUUCAUUUGUUGGGAAGUGACAUGGAAAAGCUGGUUUCCAUCUCUUCCAGAAUAAUCUGGAUUUGAGAGAUCUUCAGUGCAAUGGCUCAUCCAUGUCAUUUCUUCAUUUUCCUUGGAAACGGGAUAUUUCCAUCCCAGGAAAGCCGGGAUUCUCUUCCUUCUCAUAAAGCUAUUUCAGCAGCAAACGGUUUCUCAAGCACUGAAACAAUUUGGGGUGUAGUGACCACCAUUUCCCCUGCCUCCAACCUCUUUGCUUUUAAUGAAUUUCCAGUCUGAGAAACAGAGAAUCUUUUGCUUCUUGUAUUUGUGUGUGCAAUACUCUCCUCUCUCUGUGGAGCUUCUCUAAGCCCAUGCUAACUUGUGUUUGUUGUGGCUUAAAACUGUCCAGUGAUGGGGUUUUGGUCAAUGAUAAGCUAAGAAAGAGAAGUAUUUUCAAACCAAUGAUACUCUUUAGCACCUUCCCCCUUACUCCCACUCCUUCCCACAACAAGAGCAGACACACAGAAUGCUUUAUUUCUUCCUCCAUCUCCAGUCUGUCUUGUGUGUAUUUUAAGGCAGAGCAGUGUAAUCCCAGUUUAUAGAACUAAUGCAAGCAACGAGCUUGCAGUGGGAGAGAGCAGCUGUGGAAGUUCCUCAAAGGCAGCCAGGCUGCAUUGCUUGGUUACACAGGUUACAGGCCUGAAGCAGUUUGCUUUCAUUUUACUGUCCUGGCUCUCAUCUCUUUGAAACCCUGGGGCACUUGGAAAUGUGGCCUGUUGACUUCUCUGUGACUGGACAUCUCUGCAGGGCAGCCCUUUUUCUACUGGGCUGGCCAGACUGGUGUAGGAUGACCUGUUCCAAGUGACUCCAGGGCUGAAUAAUCUGCAGUUCUUGCUGUCCCUGAAGAGAUUUGCUCGCUGGUCACCACUGCUGGCUGUGUCAGGACUUGGCAGCACGAGGAGCACUUGGUGAGCUUUCCAGCUACUUCUGCCUGCCAUUUAAAUCAGCCUAAUCAUACUGCAGGUGUCCUUGCUAACCUUUCCUUCCAUGGGCUUGUACUGAAACCUUUAAAGUGCUGUUUCCUAGCGGUGUCUCGGCAUUGCAGGGUGCUGAGUCAGCGGUGUGCUCGCUCCCGUGGGCAGCUUCUCUUGCACAGACAGGUUUUGCAAAGGAAGGCAAGGGGCAAACACGGAGAGGAGAUUUCUGGCAGUUUCCUUGAGUUGAAGGGGUGUGCUGUUGAUGCAGUGGUUGGCACGUGUGAGGGCAGUCCUGCUGGGUCUGUGAUGGAGUAAGCGUGGCUCAAGCUUGCUUUUGAGGUGAUUCAUUCCUCCGCUUUCAGACUGUGAACAUAUGUCCCAGUAUACAGGAAUUGUCUUGCUGUACUGGGGCCACAAGACACUCAGGUAAAAUAGCAGUCCCUUCAAGCCAGGUAUCUUUGGUACCGGUGAUAACGGUUGGAGGGUCCUUUCUAUUACUUCCCUGUGCAAUUUAAUUCCAUUGUAUUAUUUAAACGUUGAGGUAGAGACAAAAAAUGGUCAGAGAUGAUGCAGGAGAGCCAGUGGCAAGAAUGGGAUUCCCAUUAAAGGGCAACAACCCACGAAGCUGGCGUAGAGAUGUGAAACAAAGCUCCUUGGAAAUGAGUUGUGUAAAGCCAACCUGGUUUUGAAGCUGACCUGGAAUGGUUUUUUGUGUGGAGUCACGGCUGCAAACGGGAAACCAGAGGUAAAAGCUGAUCAGAGUGAUGGUAAGAGAAGCGUGGGGCAAGUGCAUCAGCUGGAGAAUGGUUGUGUAGCUGAGGUUAGAGUAGUAUACGUAGGACAUUGAGGAAAACAGAGUAGAGGUAGAGAUGAUCUUGGCCUGAAGAAAAACCUUUGGCCAGUGCCUGUGAAAGAUACGGUACAGAAGGGCUUCAGGAAAGUAGAGUUAGGGCUGAGAUGGUGAUCUGUAGUUGAAGAAUGAGUUGGAAGAGGUUUGUUUUUACAUGUUUCUGAUUGGGCCUCUUGUUUCCUUGCUUGGGUGUCACGAAUGAAGGAGCAGAAGGCCCGGGAAAGGAGACACUGGUGCCACAAGUUUGUCUUUGUAAUUUGAGACGGAUCCAGCUGGCCUUUCCCUGCUAACUUCCUAUUGCUGGCAGUAGGGACUAUUCCUAAACCUUCUAGUUUACAGAACAAAUGUGUUGCAUGUUGUUGCACCUUGUGAAUAACGUUUCCCCACAGGCUGUCCGUUGGGCCAGGGAGAGAAAUACUGAAUGGUAACUGCCUGGGAAGUGAAGAGGCUUGUGGGAAGAGGUGAUGAACGUGAGUCUGUCCCUCUUACUGGUUAGUGAUCCCUCACACUGGUUUGUGUGGGUGUUAGCAUAGGCACAACCACGUAUCUCUGUGGAGAGAAGUUACUUGUUUAACAUAAAGCUUGAACAAAUAAUGGGGACCUACCUAUCCUCUUUACAUACAUUUUGUCUCCUCCAACCCAACAUUCCUGGUCAAAAUCAGUUGUCAGGGGGUUGUUUCCAUCCUGUGAAUAUUACUUGGCAUCGUGGGACCCCUCAGUUCCUUCUUGGGCUCUCUGGAGCCGGUGCAGCAGGAAGGGCUGCAGCCUGAGAGGGCAGCAAACUCUUUCAGUUUGAUUUUUGCUGCAGGAAACCCUUCCUCCUCCUUCCUCCUCCUCCCCAGGAGCUGUGUGUAUGGGAGCCCAUGUUUCUUCCACCUCCUCUCUCAGGGUUGUCGUCUCCUUUCCAUGGGACCUCCCAGGUGAUGGUUGGGGCAGGCUUUAGGGCAGCCCCCUCCCCAGUCCCCCGCUUUACAGACUCCAUGGUGACUCAGAGGAUAUUGGGACACUUCUUUCCAGGAGUAGAAACAUACAAACUUACCUUUUUUUUUUGAAACAACAAAGACUAUGUACAUAACUAUAUAUAUGAGAGAAAAUGAAAUACAGGUAUUUAAACCCCAUUGGUAAAUUCAUGCAUGUCUGUGGUAUCUCCCCUCCCUGCCACCCCUGUAGCAUCCAGGAUACUAAAUGCCAGAAACCUCAUGAAAAGAAUAAGACAGGUCUUGUAGCAGCCCCUGAGCGAGCAGUCGCUUCCCAGUGCUCCAGGUCAAACCAGCACAUCCCGUAUUUCAGAUGGGGUGUGUGGAAAUGCCAGGAGGGUGCCUGGGGACCUGCCUUCGUGUGGGGAAGCAUUGGAGGGGAGAGGUAGAUGCGUUGGGAAUAAGCCAUGUCCACUCCGCGUGUCCUCCGUGCGCCCAGGGCGGCGGGCAGGCAACUCCUCACCCGUGUUCUCCUUCACCCCUUAAAAACCCCCAAAAACCAAGGAAAAACAACCCCCUCCCGCUUUAUUUAUAAACGUGUGUUUUUAUACUCUCGCCUUUAGGUAAAAUAAUCCUUUAAAAUGUCUUUUUUUUAUUAUUGUUAUUAUUUGGGGGAAAAAGAAAACCCCGCUCGUUUGUUGGGGUUUUGGGUUGAUUUUGUUUGGUUUUGGUUUGUUUUUUUGCACUGUGAGGCUCGCCGGGAGCUGUUUUUAACUCUGUAUUCAUUUGUACUCAAUAAAAAUGUGAUCAUUUGUUACCCA
Messenger RNA from Colius striatus (speckled mousebird), 9822 nucleotides. RefSeq names its product mitogen-activated protein kinase binding protein 1 (gene MAPKBP1). The transcript is spliced from 31 exons. Lineage: Eukaryota; Metazoa; Chordata; Aves; Coliiformes; Coliidae. Bases 411 to 5318 code for a protein of 1635 amino acids. The record is from RefSeq and is a predicted model, not a curated record. Gene Ontology annotation, molecular function: protein binding.